AAAAUUACAAAUCUCAAGGUGAAUUUGUUGUUUGACACGGUAAAUAUUACCGCGCUUAAAACUAGUCUGCUGGGAUCAAAAUUGUAUUUUACUGAUGGGGACAAACAAUUUGAAUUGUAGUGUGUCGUUUGAAAUACCAAUACGAGACGAGAUCCAGUCUCCUAGGGCGUUACGCCUGCUCUCAUCUCCGAAUUAUGUUCGGAAUGAUUCUGACUUAAAUGAAAGGCUAGAGAAAGCUCGGGAAAGACGAUCUAACGUUCUGGCUGAAACUAUAAAUCGAAAUGAGCAACAUGUCCAUUUAGCUAAGUCUAAAUGUGAACAAGAGAAAGAGAAGCUCGUAAAUCGAUCAAAUGAAUUAAUGGAGAAUCUCACGGAGGAUUUGGCACAGAAGUCGUCUAGGCGGCAACAGAUUAUCGACAAGAUAGUUAAUAGGAACAAGAAAGAAAUUGAGAAAGCAAAACAACUUGCGGAUGCCCGUGCUUCCCCACAAAGCAUCCUGCUUCGUCAGAUCAACGACGAUAUGUCCAAUAAGGAAAACAACAGACGUUCUCACCUACAAAAUAUAGUUCAUCAGUGCCAGCUGGAGCUUUGUCAUUUUUUAAGUGGGUUUGGAAUUCUGGGGAUCUUAAGGUGACACGCAUUAGUAAUUAUUUUCACCGGCGAAACCUACUACAAUACCAACGCAUAUAAAACGGUAUAGUCAAGCCUCAUGAUAGCGUCUUAAUCAGCCUCAACGUUCCUCAGUGACACCGAGUUUGAUUACAGGUGCCACAGCAAACCCAGUUAACUAACAUCAAGCCUAGUAUGUGUAAACUAAUCAUUUACUUCUUAGGCAUAAAUGUCCACCGCACUGUGAAUCCUCACCCAAGUAAUUUUUCGCAACGUAUUGUUCCUUUGAUUUACGACAUGGACCAAAUCUAUUUGUAAAAGGCUAUUCCUAUCCUAUCAUGUAUAUUGCUUUUUACUGGCUGGCCUUCGCUUGAUUUUCACAUUCAAAAAGGUUAUAAGAAACCUCCGAAGUGAGAAAAUGCACACUAUCUACGAGGUAAUACUUAGUUGUCAGUUCAUAGGAUAACUGUUGUCAUUAACGUCGACCCUCAAAAUAAACCAAGUCAUAUGAUGACGAUUUCGGAGUCCUGAUUAGACUCAUAGCCUCUUCGGGAGAUAACACAAAGGGCAGUGUGUGUGGUUCAGAACGGUUGUUUUACUGUUCCCUACAUUUAAUCUCUAACGAAUUCUGUCCUCCAAAAUACUAUUUAUUAAUCAGACCGAAUGUACUUAUUGUUUGCCAUAAAGAUUCUGCCUUUUCCUAAGUAGCUAAAACCAACGUAACCACUCACUCCACUCUGAUUCGUUUUGUGCUGAUUAGUUACAAAUUGUGGUUGUUUAUUUUUGUUGCUUAAAGCAUUCAAAGCGCACUUAAUAACUGCUUCAUGUGAAAUGCGCACACUUAUUUACAUGUCCUGCGUAUAAACUUGUUCCUAGAGGUAGUACUUAUGAUAUUUUUAACCUUGAGGUACUCGGACUGUUUGUUAUUCUUGUUACAUAUUCC
Schistosoma curassoni is the source of this 1552-nucleotide messenger RNA. Lineage: Eukaryota; Metazoa; Platyhelminthes; Trematoda; Strigeidida; Schistosomatidae. The record is from the annotation of a GenBank genome assembly.